GUGCUAUCACGACAACAAAUUCACAGCCACGAGCGAGAGUGACACGCCGGGGAAGAAGAGAGAGGUGCAGCCAUGUUGUUGAGAAAGUCUCUCUCCUUGCUGACGCUACGGCGCGGAAAGGACGUCGAAGCCAUCGAACUGUCUGAGACAGAGGCGUCGCGACAGAAGACGCGUCACGUCGGAUUUAUGGUGGUGUACGUCGGUAAAGUACCGCUUGGAGACGGCGUUACGCCGGGGCCUGGAUGCACCGAGGCCGCCGUGGCCCAGUUAGUCGGACCGGCAGCAGCAAACGGCAACGUGGAGGUUCCAGGCCGCUUGGACAUACUUCCACACGGGAUUAGACUGUCGAAGACUCCAGAGGAGAGUGACGACGACAUUGGCGUUCAACAACAGCAACAAAACCAGGACACGCUGACGACGUUUGACUUGCAGAGAAUCGCCUUCUGUUCGGCAGACCACAAGGCGAGGAACAAUGUGUUCUCCUGGGUGUACCGAGAGGUUGGGGAGGUCGGGCGGCCCGUGCUGGAAUGCCACGCGGUGUUGUGUGAGAGUCAGCGCCACGCCAAGUUCUUCGCGCUCCGGCUCGGCCACUUCUUCAACUCCGCCUGGAACCAGAUGGCGCGCGCCGAGCAGUCGCUGCGACUCCUUCAGGAGGGAAGGAAGAUUCGAAGAAGCAGCACCCAACACGAAUGUCUUGGCACCUCCUCCACGACGACAACAACAUAUCCUAAAGCCCCUCACGAUCACCGAGACCUGGACUCUUCGCAAACCAACGGAGUCGCAGGCAAACCAACACAGAACGGUGCGGUGGUACCAACAACAGGGGCACACAUUUCGGCAGAGUCCGGCCAGGACAUGUUGAAGAACGCUGACAUCCAACAUACAUCUCAAAAUGGCGUUGCCGAGAUCUUCAUAUAAUCUCAAAUGACUACUGAAUUUGUUGCGGAUAUCUUGCCAAUAUUGAACAAUAAUACUUUACCGAACACGCACAUUUGCUGAGGAUGGAGACCCGAAAUGCAGUAGAAAUUUUACAAAUGAUAAGGUUACCCGUGCUGGUGUUGUUGUUGUUUUUGUUCUUUGAGAAUGUGUAAUUAUGUUCUUAUCUUCGUCAUAAGUUUAGCUCCACAACAGAGUAGUGAAUAGAAGCGGCUAUCUUUUAAGUCAUCGUGGUUUAGAGACUGUACGUUCGCAUGGUAGUUUACCUGUCUCUGUUAGACUAUCUGAGUUGCUGCAA
Molecule: messenger RNA, 1234 nt
Organism: Branchiostoma floridae (Florida lancelet)
Lineage: Eukaryota; Metazoa; Chordata; Leptocardii; Amphioxiformes; Branchiostomatidae
Product: PTB-containing, cubilin and LRP1-interacting protein-like
Exons: 2
Coding region: 73-918 (281 amino acids)
Biological process (GO): negative regulation of D-glucose import across plasma membrane; regulation of cell population proliferation; negative regulation of insulin receptor signaling pathway
Cellular component (GO): cytoplasm
Source: RefSeq, a predicted model, not a curated record